Messenger RNA from Pyricularia grisea, 861 nucleotides. RefSeq lists its product as uncharacterized. Bases 1 to 861 code for a protein of 286 amino acids. Gene Ontology annotation, cellular component: cytosol. NCBI's taxonomy places the organism in Eukaryota, Fungi, Ascomycota, Sordariomycetes, Magnaporthales, Pyriculariaceae. Gene Ontology annotation, molecular function: aldose reductase (NADPH) activity. The transcript is spliced from 7 exons. The record is from RefSeq and is a predicted model, not a curated record.
AUGGGGUACCGGCACAUUGACGGCGCACAUGCAUACGGGAAUGAAAAGCAUAUUGGGGAAGCUAUAAAGGAGAACGGUAUUCCACGGAAGGAGAUUUUCGUAACGUCAAAACUGGCACAGACAUGGCAUGACCCCGGACAUAUAGAGACGGCGUUAGAAGUCUCUCUGCAAGAUCUGCAAUUGGACUUUGGCAAGAUCCUGGUGGAAUCCAAGCUGCGCCUUCUGUCCCCCAUGCAUACAAAGCUGGGGAGAACAACGAGACCAUUAGGCAUCCCAGUGGCAAUGGCAAGGCAUGUCCUGAUCAGACAACGUGCCUGUCACAAGAACACUAGAGCACAGGACUUAAAACGUCUUGUGGACUCAGGAAAAGCCAACGCGAUUGGAGUUUGCAACUUCAACAUCCUGAAGACCAAACGACUUCUAGCAACCGCGCGGAUCAAACCAGCCCACGAACUGAUGGAUUUCUCUGCAAAGCACGGAUUCCUCCUCGUGGCACACCGACCACUCGGCGGCCGGCCAGUAUCAGCUGUGAGAGGACACCCUAACCAGAGCCCUCCAACAGAGGAUCCGACUAUCGCAUAUGUGGCCUCCAGCUGCGACAUGUCACCAGCCCAGGUUUGUCUGUCAUGGGCAGUUCAGCGAAGCAUCUCUGUGAUUCCCAAGUCGACCCAGACAACGCACCUGAGAAGCAACAUGGAAGUGCGCAAGCUACCUGACGAGCUAUUCAACCUUGUAGACGGUCUGGCUGCAUCGCAUUUUGGUGGCCCAGUUCGGUUCCUGGAUCCCAGUCGGCACAUCGGCUUCGAUAUAUUUGAUGAAGGAAAUGAGCAGCCAACUACGGAUUCUGCACCCUGGGGUUGA